GCGCGGGCGAGCGUCGACGGCAGCGGGCGCAACUCAACGGGGCGCGCUCGUGCGCGCGUCAUAGACGCCCGAGACGUCGGCGCGGUAGCGCGCUGCUAGUGUUGCGCGUGGGGUUUCGUCCGCGUGGUUUACGGCGCGGUUCUCCUCUCCGGGGCCUGGCCCCCUCCGGCGCCGGCCGGCGCUUCUCGUGUUUCGGAUACGCUUUGCCGCCGCCAGUGGAUAUAUCUUAACAGAGGAGAGACUCUUUUCUACACGCAAGCUGCCCCCCGGACGUGGAGGAGCUAGAUGACGACGUCGUGGUGUUGUUGCCGGUGUCGGUGUGGCGUCUUCGGCAUUGAGUAGGAAGAAAAAGAAAAAGAGACCGUGAUGGAGAUUGGUUUUGAAAAUUUUCCGCCUCGGCGAGGGUGGUCUUUUCCCCGUUCCCGGUGAGGUGCGGUUGGAAGAGGAGGUGAGAAGAUAGUCACGUGAUGUUCCGUCAACAGAAGAUGUUACCGGCCUUGAACCGACCAUGCGGAGAGAGGUGCCGUGCAAAGCGUCAUCGUUGACGGGUGGCCUCCUUCUCCUCGUUGUACAUCGGGCAUUUAUCCAACAUGGUAACGCCGCUCGCUUGCCAGAUUCUCUAGCGGUGCCUCCACACCUGUCUGCCUCGACUACAAAAAAAGGUAUAGCUGGGAGGAAAGCCGCAACGAAUUGAACGACCGCGGAUGCUUCGUCGAAGGACGGCGACUCGCUGUCGGACUCAAUCGACAAUGGCGCGGCCGCCGCCGAAGGUGGGGGGCGUCAUGGGCUUCGUCGGUACCAAGCACGUGCUGGCCGUGCUGGUCGCCUGCUUCGCGACCCACGUCUGGAUUCAGGGGUCGUCGGCCGUCGACGGUGUAGACCCGGACAUCUCCAGAAACGUGUCGCAGAUCAUCGCCGACAAGGGCUAUCCGGUGGAGGAGUACGAGGUGGAGACGAGCGACGGCUACGUGCUCUCGUUGCAGCGGAUGCCUCGGGGCAACAAGCGUCGCUCCAACAAGCUUCCCCGAGGCGGAGCCAAGAAGGUCGUCUUCCUGCUCCACUACCUGCUGGGCUCCUCCGCUGACUGGGUCAUCAACUACCCGGAGCAGAGCCUACCUUAUCUACUGGCUGAUUCAGGAUACGAUGUCUGGCUUGGAAACGUGCGAGGCAACACUUAUUCGCGCCACCUACGCUACAGGAAAGACGAAAAGGAGUUUUGGGACUUUUGCUUCGACGAGAUGAUUGCGUACGACCUUCCGGCCAUGCUGGACUUCGUGCUAAACGAGACUGGCCAGCAGAAGCUCUUCUACGUGGGGCACUCCCAGGGCUGCCUCAUACUAUUUGGCCUGCUGGCCGAAAGACCGGAGUACAACGAUAAGAUCGAACUGUUCGCUGCAAUGGGCCCGGUGACCACAGUGACGUACAUGCGGUCCCCCAUACGCUACCUGGCACCAUUUGUGGAGGACGCAUCCGCCGUGUUCGCCAUGUUCGGCGAGUACGACUUCCUUCCGAGCAGCCCGCUGAUGAGGCUCGUUGCCGGAACCCUGUGUCUGUUCGAGGAGUCACGCAGCCUUUGCGAGAACACCAUCUUUUUUAUUUGCGGACCGGAGGGGCCGCAACUCAACAAGACCCGACUCCCUGUUCUGGUGAGCCACACGCCGGCUGGUACGUCGGUGAGGAACAUGGGGCACUACGCUCAGUUGGUGUUAAGUGAGAAGUUCCAGAAAUUCGAUUUUGGCAAGACCAGGAAUCGAGUCCGCUACGGACAGGAGACACCUCCCGUGUACAAUCUGUCGCGGGUAACGGCGCCUGUGGCGUUGUACUGGAGCAGCGGCGACUGGCUAGCCGACCCGAAAGACGUGGCGCAGCUGCGCGACCAGCUGCCUCGGCUGGUGUUGGAUUUUCGCGUGCGAGACCCAUCCUUCACGCACCUGGACUUCAGCGUGGGCGUCGGGGCGCGCCGCCUGGUUUACGAGCCUCUCAUGAAGGCCAUAGCCAGCGUGCGGACCCUGUUGCGCCAUUUUUACCCCGACUCGUGAACAUUGCUGCAGAAAGUGCGCAACAAACCAUUCGUAGCCAAAGUUGUUCAGCCCCAAACCACUUGCGGAACUCGGAAGUUUCGAAUUCUGGGCAUCGUUUUCAGAGGCCGAUGGAAGUGUGGCGAAUCUGGCAUUUCAAGAAAAAUACUUGGUGGCAGGUGGCGUCAUUGGUGCUGCCGUUCAGGCGCUAGGUUCAAGAAACGGAACUACGCAGUCUAACAAUGAUAGGCAUAGAUGACAGAAAUAAUAACAAAAAGUUAGCAUAACCA
Molecule: messenger RNA, 2308 nt
Organism: Dermacentor silvarum
Lineage: Eukaryota; Metazoa; Arthropoda; Arachnida; Ixodida; Ixodidae
Product: gastric triacylglycerol lipase
Exons: 10
Coding region: 705-2039 (444 amino acids)
Molecular function (GO): hydrolase activity, acting on ester bonds
Source: RefSeq, a predicted model, not a curated record